Messenger RNA from Leptonychotes weddellii (Weddell seal), 5126 nucleotides. It is a transcript of the gene ITGA10, whose product is annotated as integrin subunit alpha 10. Gene Ontology annotation, biological process: integrin-mediated signaling pathway; cell-matrix adhesion; cell-cell adhesion. Gene Ontology annotation, cellular component: integrin complex; external side of plasma membrane. The record is from RefSeq and is a predicted model, not a curated record. Lineage: Eukaryota; Metazoa; Chordata; Mammalia; Carnivora; Phocidae. Gene Ontology annotation, molecular function: integrin binding.
GGAGAGGGACAGAGGCACAGAGAACUUCUCACACGGACAGAGAACAAGCAGGCAUGAAGCUUGCCCUCAUCCCUCACCUGCUCUUGCCCAUCAUGUUCCUGACAGGUCUGUGCUUCCCCUUUAAUCUGGAUGUGCAUCGCCCACGCCUAUUCCCAGGGCCACCCGAGGCUGAAUUUGGAUAUAGUGUCUUACAACAUGUCGGGGGUGGACGUCGAUGGAUGCUGGUGGGUGCCCCCUGGGAUGGGCCUUCAGGUGACAGAAGAGGGGACGUUUAUCGCUGCCCUGUAGGGGGUUCCCACAGUGCUCCAUGUGCCAAAGGCCACUUGGGUGACUAUCCACUGGGAAAUUCAUCUCAUCCUGCUGUGAAUAUGCACCUGGGAAUGUCUCUACUAGAGACAGACAAUGAUGGGGGAUUCAUGGCUUGUGCCCCUCUCUGGUCUCGUGCUUGUGGCUCAUCUGUCUUCAGUUCUGGGAUAUGUGCCCGUGUAGAUGCUUCAUUCCGGCCCCAGGGAAGCCUGGCACCCACCGCACAACGCUGUCCCACCUACAUGGAUGUUGUCAUUGUCUUGGAUGGCUCCAAUAGCAUCUACCCGUGGUCUGAAGUUCAGACUUUCCUACGAAGACUGGUAGGGAGAUUGUUUAUUGACCCAGAGCAGAUACAGGUGGGACUGGUACAGUAUGGGGAGAGCCCUGUGCAUGAGUGGUCCCUGGGAGAUUUCCAAACAAAGGAAGAAGUGGUGAGGGCAGCGAGGAACCUGAGUCGGCGAGAGGGACGAGAAACAAAGACUGCCCAAGCAAUCCUGGUGGCCUGCACAGAAGGAUUCAGUCUGUCCCAUGGGGGCCGACCAGAGGCUGCCAGGCUGCUGGUGGUUGUCACUGACGGAGAGUCACACGAUGGGGAGGAGCUUCCUGCAGCACUCAAGGCCUGUGAGGCUGGAAGAGUGACCCGCUAUGGGAUCGCGGUCCUUGGCCACUACCUCCGGAGGCAGCGAGACCCCACCUCUUUCCUGCGGGAAAUCAGGAUGAUUGCCAGUGAUCCAGAUGAGAGAUUCUUCUUCAAUGUCACAGAUGAAGCUGCGCUGACUGACAUUGUGGAUGCACUAGGAGACCGGAUCUUUGGCCUUGAGGGGUCCCAUGGAGAAAAUGAAAGCUCUUUUGGGCUGGAAAUGUCUCAGAUUGGUUUCUCUACUCAUCGGCUAAAGGAUGGGAUUCUCUUUGGAAUGGUGGGGGCCUAUGACUGGGGGGGCUCCGUGUUAUGGCUUGAAGAAGGUCACCACCUUUUCCCCCCACGGACAGCCUUGGAAGAUGAGUUCCCCCCUGCUUUGCAGAACCACGCAGCCUACUUGGGUUACUCUGUUUCCUCCAUGCUUUUGUGGGGUGGACGCCGCCUCUUUCUCUCAGGGGCUCCUCGGUUUAGACAUAGAGGAAAGGUCAUCGCCUUCCAGCUUAAGGAAGAUGGGGCUGUGAGGGUUGCCCAGAGCCUCCAGGGGGAGCAGAUUGGCUCCUACUUUGGCAGUGAGCUCUGCCCGUUGGAUACGGAUGGGGACGGAAUAACGGAUGUCUUACUUGUGGCUGCCCCCAUGUUCCUGGGGCCCCAGAACAAGGAGACGGGGCGGGUUUAUGUGUAUCUGGUGGGUCAGCAGUCCUUGCUGACACUCCAGGGAACACUUCAGCCGGAACCCCCCCAGGAUGCUCGGUUUGGCUUUGCCAUGGGUGCCCUUCCUGAUCUGAACCAAGAUGGUUUUGCUGAUGUGGUCGUGGGGGCACCCCUGGAGGAUGGGCACCACGGAGCACUGUACCUGUAUCAUGGCACCCGGAGCGGGCUCAGGCCCCGGCCCGCCCAGAGGAUUGCUGCCGUCUCCAUGCCACAGGCCCUCAGCUACUUUGGCCGGAGUGUGGACGGCCGGCUGGAUCUGGAUGGAGAUGACCUGGUAGAUGUGGCUGUGGGUGCCCAGGGGGCAGCCGUCCUGCUCAGCUCCCGGCCCAUUGUCCACCUGGCCCCCUCACUGGAGGUGACCCCGCCAGCCAUCAGUGUGGUUCAGAGGGACUGCAGCCGGCGAGGCCAGGAGGCAGCCUGCCUAUCUGCCGCCCUUUGCUUCCAAGUGACCUCGCGCACGCCUGGCCGCUGGGAUCGUCGAUUCUAUUUGCGGUUUACAGCAUCCCUGGAUGAGUGGACGGCGGGGGCACGUGCUGCGUUUGAUGGCUCUGGCCAGAGGCUGUCCCCUCGGAGGCUCCGGCUCAGCGCCGGGAAUGUCACUUGUGAGGCGCUACACUUCCAUGUGCUGGAUACCUCAGAUUACCUCCGGCCCCUGGCCUUGACUGUGACCUUUGCAUUGGACAACACCACAAAGCCAGGCCCUGUGCUGGAUGAAGGCUCACCUACCUCCAUACAAAAGCUGGUCCCCUUCUCAAAGGAUUGUGGCCCUGACAAUGAAUGUGUUACAGACCUGGUGCUUCGAGCUAAUAUGGACAUCAAAGGCUCCAGGAAGGACCCGUUCGUGGUUCGAGGAGGUCGGCAGAAAGUGUUGGUGUCAGCAACUCUGGAGAACAGGAAGGAAAAUGCCUACAACACUAGCCUGAGUCUCAGCUUCUCUAGAAACCUCCACCUGGCCAGUUUCACGCCUCAGAGGGACAGCCCAGUGAAGGUGGAAUGCACCGCCCCUUCGCCUCAUGUCCGGCUCUGCAGUGUGGGGCACCCUGUCUUUCAGACCGGAGCCCAGGUGACCUUCCUGCUGGAGUUUGAGUUUAGCUGCUCUUCGCUCCUGAGCCAGGUCCUUGUGAGGCUGACUGCCACCAGCAAUAGCCUGGAGAGAAAUGGGACCCUUCAAGAUAACACAGCCCAGACCUCAGCCUACAUUCAAUAUGAGCCCCACCUCCUAUUCUCCAGUGAGUCCACUCUGCACCGCUAUGAGGUCCACCCAUACGGGACCCUCCCAGUGGGUCCCGAAUUCAAAACCACUCUUAGGGUUCAGAACCUUGGCUGCUAUGUGGUCAGUGGCCUCAUCAUCUCGGCCCUCCUUCCAGCUGUAGCCCAUGGGGGCAAUUACUUCCUGUCAUUGUCUCAAGUUAUCACUGACAAUGCAAGCUGCGCAGUAGAGAACCUGACCGAGCCCCCAAGGCGCCCUGUGCACCCAGAGGAGUUUCAGCACACAUACAGACUGAACGGGAGUAACACUCGGUGUCAGGUUGUGAGGUGUCAUCUUGGGCGACUGGCAAAGGGGACCGAGGUCUCUGUUGGACUACUGAGGCUGCUUCACAAUGAAUUUUUCCGGAGGGCCAAAUUCAAGUCUCUGACAGUGGUCAGCACCUUUGAGCUGGGAGCUAAGGAGGGCAGUGUCCUACAGCUGACAGAAGCCUCUCGUUGGAGUGAGAGCCUGCUGGAGGUGAUUCAGACCCGCCCUGUCCUCAUCUCCCUGUGGAUCCUCAUUGGCAGUGUCCUGGGAGGGCUGCUCCUACUUGCUCUCCUUGUCUUCUGUCUUUGGAAGCUUGGCUUCUUUGCCCGAAAGAAAAUCCCCGAGGAAGAAAAAAGAGAAGAGAAAUAGGAGCAAUGAAUGUAUAAUAAAGCCCUAGAAAGUCCUCUUGGCAGCUUCUCCAAAAGACUUGCCUAAGAGCCAUGGUCUGGGGGCUCAGAUGGACAAGAAAAGCCUCUGGACUGUCUUCCCAGACUUGCAGACUGACUUGAGUUUUGAGUCUUGAGCAUGCUGCUGGCAAGAGAUGAGGCCUUACCUCAGAUGAGAAGGGCUGGCGCCCAAACCAGAAACACUCUCCCCCUGUGCUUCCCUCCUCAUGAUCCUGCUGCCACAGCCAACACUGGGGCCUUGGUUGGGGGCCCCCUUUUUCCUUCUCCCCAGGAAUCAAGACUUUUUUGCCUAGGUUCCCUGACUCCUCUUAGAUUCCCCCGACAUCCUCCCUCAAAUUUGGAAAGGAUGAGGGCGAUCUUCCUCCAUUCCCUGCCUCUCACCUUCCUGCCUGCUCCCCACUCCACAGAAGGGAGCUGACGUUGGCUUCGAAAAGUAAAGUCAACAUCUGCUUCUUUCCUGUGGAGUCCAGUGAUUCAGAGAGCCGGAUGGGGAGAGUCAACAGGAAACAAGGAGGGAGGAAGAAAAGCCACAAGAGACAUUCUGUACAAUUCCAAGGAACAGAGAAGCCUUUAGACGGGCAACUGCCAUCCCCCUGAAACCUGAGACUUCGUGGUACACUAGCCCGCCCUCAGGUGCCUGGGAAACCGAGCUGCUCCAGGCCUCCCGGGCCUGGGUUUCCCAGCUCAGCGCCUUCCCUGGGAGCGAAGCCAGGGUCGGGUGCCUGAUGCUCCGGAGCCAGGGGCCCCCAGGUGGCUAGAGCUGGGAUAGCAGAGAAGAGUCCCGGUGGUUCGGUCCCGACCAGUGGAGAGAGUUGGAUACCCUGGGCGGUGUUUUCUCCUCUCUCGGGCCUCACACACUCAUGAGCCCUCCUUGGGGCUACCUUAUAGAAACUAGAGAGAAGGGAGAUGAUUUCUUCUUGACGGUGGGAAACCCUUUCACCGGCUUUGGGAAGCAGCAGCUCCGUGGGGUCUAAACUAGUCAAGUCUGCAUUGACGAAGAAGCCAAAGUGGGUGGCAGGAGGUUUCUGGGGAGCAAGCCCUUACUUGCUUAGCAUUGGUUGUGUGGCACAAAGAGCUCCUAGGAAAGUGUUUCUGGGGCAACUGCAGUCAUUCCUGGUAGGGUGGAAUCAGUUUGCCAGCCCUUGCCUGAUAUUUACUGGAAAGUUCCAAUUUCUAUCUCUGGGUCACCUCACCACCUCUCCUCCCAUUUUGUGGUCCUGGCCAGUAGUAGAGCGAAUUACCUUCUCACCAAUGACUGGGUAAUUUAUAUUUCUUUGUAAUCAAGACUUUGGAUACCAAAGUCUGUUAUUGGUCUCCAAGGUGUGGCUCUGACAGCCGUUUGGAGAAUCCGCACCUGUUUCACGCUGAGAAGAGAGGAGACCUGACCGGGCAGUUGACCAGCAGCCACAGAACUUGUUCUUGAGGCCUGACCACAAUGUUUAUCUUGACAUGUCUCUGGUCUUCUGCACAGAACGUUGUCUCUGUUUCCUAGCAGGGUGGAUAGGAUAUCAGAUGGUCAGAACAAAUAAAGUUCAGUGUCAAAUGA